Molecule: messenger RNA, 2289 nt
Organism: Gopherus evgoodei (Goodes thornscrub tortoise)
Lineage: Eukaryota; Metazoa; Chordata; Testudines; Testudinidae
Product: nck-associated protein 1-like
Biological process (GO): cell morphogenesis; cell migration; neuron projection morphogenesis
Cellular component (GO): SCAR complex
Source: RefSeq, a predicted model, not a curated record
AUGGGCACAGUGACCUUCCUGAAGACCUUGACAGCUUUAGCCAGCUUCUUGGGGGCUAUUUUCCUGCUCACAGCCACUGUCUUCUUCUCAUGCCUUGUCCUGGGGGCCCAGCUGCUGGUUGAAUGUGAAGGAGCCAAAGUGCUGCACGUGAACUACGACCUCACCAAGAACUACCUGGACCUGGUGGUGACCUACACGUCUGUCAUCCUGUUGCUGUCACAUAUCGAGGACCGCAAAGCCCUGAUUGGGAUGUACAACUGUGCCCAUGAGAUGAUCCAGGGCAGCGGCGACCCCUGCUACGCUCGGCUGGCCCAGAUGGUGCUGGAGUAUGACACCCCACUCAAGGAACUCACAGAGGAGUUCGGGCCUCACAGCAAGGCCGUGACCAGUGCACUUCUGUCUCUCCAUUUCCUCUUUGUCCGGAGGAACCAGUCAGCCGAGCAGUGGUGCAGCGACCAGCUCCUGAGCCUGAUCAGCAACUCAGCCACCAUGCUGAGCCCGGCCAGCUCGGAUGUCACGGCCUGCGAGUACCUGUCGCUGGAGGUGAUUGAGCGCUGGAUACUGAUUGGCUUCCUCCUGUGCCACGGCUGCCUGAGCUCGAACCCGCAGUGCCUGGAGCUGUGGAAGCUGGGCCUGCAGGGCUCGCUCUAUAUCAGCCUCGUCCGUGACGACGCCCUGCAGCUCCACAUGGUCACCGAGGAGUUCUUCGGCCGUCUGAAAGGGUAUGGGAAGCGGGAGGCCGAUGUCAAGGAGUGCAAGGAGCACGCUGUGACGCACAGUGGCCAGUUGCACUGGAACCGGCGGGCUUUCCUGCGCAACGCAGUGCUGGAGCUGGAGGUGCUGCUGAGCGACCAGCCGGGGCUGCUGGGCCCCAAGGCUCUCUGCGUCUUCGUGGCGCUCUCCUUGUGCCGCGACGAGGUGAACUGGCUGGUGUGUCACGCUGAGCAUGUCACCAAGACCCCUGAGGACUACGCUGGCAGUCACAUUGCCGAGCUGCUGUUCCUCAUGGAGCAGCUGCGUACCCUGGUGCACAGGCAUGGCCCAGUGAUCCAGUGCCACCACGUCCAGUACCUGGCUCGCUUCGACGCCCUGCUGCUCAGCGAUAUCAUCCAGAAUCUGACCGUCUGCCCUGAGGAGGAGUCCAUCAUCAUGUCAUCCUUCAUCAGCACCCUGUCGUCUCUCACCUUGAAACAAGCUACCCAGCUGCUUCUCUUUCCUGCAGUGGACAAAAAGGAGAAGUUCGACUUCUCAGGGCUUCGCCUGGACUGGUUCUGGCUGCAGGACCACAUGAGCUGUGCUGAUGUGUCCUUCUACCGCAACAGUUUCUAUGUCCGCACCUUCGAGAAGCUGUUUGCUCUGACCAUGGAGGAGCCGGCCAUGCUGCGCUUCACCAUCAUCUUCCCGCUCGUCUGCAGCCACUUUGCCCACGGCACCCACCCCAUGUGUCCAGAGGAGUAUCCCCACCUGAAGAGCUGCAGCCUGGGUCUAUGCAACAGCUUCCUGGAAGAGAUCGCCAAGCAGGCUGCCAACUGCAUCAGAGCAUGUGCCGAGCAGCGCAAACUCAGUGAGCAGCUACUGCCCAAACACUGCACCUCCACCAUCAGCAAGGCCCAGAACAAGAAGGCCCAGAAGCAGCCCCGCAACAAGGGGGAGCCGGAGCGGGACAAGCCAGGGGCUGAGAGCCAGAGGAAGGACCGGAUCAUGGUGAGCAACAUGGACAAGCUGCACCAGGUGCUGAGCGAGCUCUCCCUGAGCAUCAGCCACGUCCCCAGCUUCACCGUGUUCGAGCGCAUGGUCACACCGGCCGAAUAUCUCAGCAGCCACCUGGAAACGCGGCUCAACAGAUCCUUCGUGUGGAUGGCCAGCUACAACCAGGCUACGCAGGAGAUUGCGCGGCCCUCUGAGGUGCUGGCUGGCCUGUGCUCCUACCUCGCCUUCAUCCAGUCGCUGAGGCAGUUCACGUGCGUGGACUCCAGCCGCAUCAUCCACAAUGUCCUGCUUCAGCAGACACAACCCCUGGACUCCAGCGGGGAGCAGACCCUCACCACCAUCUACACCAACUGGUACCUGGAGGCACUGCUGCGCCAGGCCAGCACUGGGACCAUUGUCCAGGGCUGGCUCCAGACACCAACCCAUCAAGCACGUGCUUUGGGCAGCACCUCGAGACCAGGCGGCCCUCGGGGUUUGGUCUGGGGUUUUUUUGGUUCGGCCGCGCAGCGCUGGGGGGACGGGGACUUGGGCGACGCUCAGGGGGCGGGGCGAGGCGGCGCUAUUUGUUUUCACUUGUGA